Messenger RNA from Limulus polyphemus (Atlantic horseshoe crab), 3696 nucleotides. RefSeq names its product netrin receptor UNC5B-like. Gene Ontology annotation, molecular function: netrin receptor activity; protein binding. The record is from RefSeq and is a predicted model, not a curated record. The coding region runs from base 528 to 3353 and encodes 941 amino acids. Gene Ontology annotation, cellular component: membrane. The transcript has 17 exons. Lineage: Eukaryota; Metazoa; Arthropoda; Merostomata; Xiphosura; Limulidae. Gene Ontology annotation, biological process: motor neuron axon guidance; netrin-activated signaling pathway.
CAGGCCUAAAGUCGUGCUUUCUACAACUACUAAAGGUUCUAUGGUCCUUAUAGCAUGGCUUGCAGAUUAACGUCAAGAAAUGAAAAAAAUAACUAAUCAGGAUAAAUAUCGAAAUUUAUUUAGUGAUAUUUUAAAGAAAAAAUACAAAUAUGAAACUUUUACCAAAACGCACGAACGUGUGUGAAGUUGUCAUGUAACAGAACAGAGAAAAACUUUUUUUUUCGCCUUUAGACCGACAUCAAAUGUUUAACUGCGUUGGAUAAAAGUGUACAAUUUAUGCCGAUUCUGUUACAAAAAACCGUAGGUAGUUAUAGUUUUCACUACUUUUCCAUUCCAACGAAUAAUAGUAGAAGUCUGUUUAUUUAAUUCGUAUAAUAAUAAUAAUAAUAUUAACAGUAAAAUAAAAGCGUGGAUGUAAUAUCUUCGAAAGCUGAGCUGGAACCUUGACAACAGUUGAAAAGUUUACUGAAAACUCCGCUGGAAAUACUUAUAAUCUUCGAUUAUAGAUGUGAUUGUAUUCAGCUAUCAUGUGCUCCUUCUUGAUUUUAGUGCUGUUAGCCACCUUGAGAUUAGGCCUAACUCAGGACUCUGAUAAUGACGGAGGAUUUCUGCUAGAGCCUCUACCGGAAGAGGAUUUCGAACAUUCUACUGUCCCGAUUUUCCUAGAGCAACCCCAGGAUAGUUUCGUGGUGAGAAACAAGCCUGCUGUCAUCCAUUGCAAAGCCCGCCACGCCCUCCAGAUUUACUUCGAGUGUAACGGUGGAUUAAUUCACCACCGACAACACAACCAACAACAUUUUGUGGAUCCGAUGACGGGAAUCCGCCAACUGGAAACUUCGGCUGACAUUACCCGAAAGGACUUGGAAAAUUAUCAAGGUUCUGACACGUACAGCUGUGUCUGCCAUGCCUGGUCACCAACCGGUAGGACUCAUAGUCGAAAAGCUAUUAUCAGGAUAGCAUACUUAAAGAAGCACUUCAUCAAUCAACCGCUGAGCACCAGUGUAGAAAUAGAAGGCCAGAUCUCUCUUCAUUGUUUACCACCAGAGGGUGUGCCAACGCCUCAAAUUUUCUGGUUGCGAAAUGAUGAGAUCAUUGAUACAAAAAAAGAAACAAACUUCAUAAUCUCCAACGAAGGGAACUUAUUAAUAAGUCAAGUGCGGUUGGCAGAUACAGGUAACUACACUUGUGGAGCCCAAAAUCUAGCCAAUCAGCGCUUCAGUGAGACCGCCACAUUAACCGUUUAUGUGAACGGAGCCUGGUCCACCUGGAGUCCCUGGAGUGAAUGCGAUAGUCGCUGUGGUCGGGGAUCAAAAAUCAGAACUCGCAUGUGCACUAACCCUACUCCUCUUAACAAUGGUCAACAGUGUAUAGGAGAAGCCACUCAGAGGUCUGACUGUACAAUGCUAUGUCCACCGAUAGAUGGUCUUUGGACAUCGUGGUCUUCGUGGUCAACCUGUGGUCUAGACUGUAGACACCAUCAACGUCGAACGUGUUCCAACCCUAGACCAGCUAAUGGUGGUCGUUAUUGUGAAGGCAAGGACUUAAUGACAGCCAAUUGCACAGGAGGAAUGUGCAGAGCUGGUCGAGAGUCAAAUAAUCUCAGGUCAUAUGGUCAAAGCCGCAGCAGAGAAGUUUUUCCAGCAACAACAAAUGCCAGCAUCGCUCUAUACAUUGGACUUUUUGUUGCUUUGGCUGUGCUUCUGAUGAUUUUGAUCAUCAUAGUGCUUUAUCUUCGCCGUUACAAAGGUAGAGAAGUUUCCUUCCGAAGCACUAGGGAUACAGGUUUUGUUGCAGUCCAACCUGACCUGACGCAAAGUAUUUUGAGAGUACCUCCACACUUACGUCAGGAAAGUCACAGAGAAUUGAAUGGUAGUGAAAAAUCAGAUCUACUCACUACUCCGAAUGUAGCUUUCUUUGCAACCCAACGAUUCAGUAUGCUUAAUUCUACAGAUAAACAUCCUUGCAGAGAUUUGCCAGUUUCAGGAUCACGGUCAGGUUCCAUGUAUUUUUCAAAUGUAUUUUCAACCCGCAACUCAACAACAUCUGCCGUGCUGCUACCUGGUGUCGAUACUGAACGUUUAUCGUGUAAAGUUUUCACUAAAGAUGGAGGUAGAGUGUCGCUGCCUCACUUCGGAAUUUCUGUUACUGUACCCAACGGUGCAGUAAAGAAAGGAGUUAAAGAAAAAAUGUAUGUGACUCUCUUAAUGGAGGACAAGGACCGACCAAAGUUAAGUGAUAAACAAACUGUCCUCAGUCCAGUUGUGCAGAUUGGGCCACCUGGUAUUAGUUUACAAAAACCAUUGGUUAUCAGCUUUCAGCACUGUGCCAAUCUUGCCCCUUGUAAGUGGAACAUCGGUGUCUAUUGUAGCGACACCUACAGCCGAGAUGAAGAAAAUCUGAUCUGGAGGCAAAUUGUUACCUUAGGCCAAGAGACUGUCAACACCCCACUUUACUGUCACUUAGAGCCACAACAUUGUAAUAUAGUUACGGAUCACUUGGCUCGUUAUGUAUUGGUUGGAGAGUCAUUGCCGGACCAAAAGGCUAUUAAGUCUCUUUCAUUGGCAGCCUUCGCUCCAUCAGUACAUUCCUCCGUGGACUAUAAUAUACGUUUGUACUGCGUGGAAAAUACAAGUGCUGCAUUACAGGGAGUAGUUGAAGUGGAGAAAGAAUUGGGAGGGAAGUUAUUAGACGCUCCUAAGUCUAUGUGGUUCCAGGACGGAGGAUCUAACCUUUGUCUCUGUCUGGAAGAUAUAGGUCCUGGUUGGAAGUGUAAACCUGGUGCUAAUUAUCAGGAAAUCCCAUUUCAACAUGUAUGGAGCGGCAGACUGAACCAACUCCAUUGUUCCUUCACUUUAAAACAUCUUGAUCGUUCAAUUCAAACAAUUCACUAUCAUAUUUUAGUUUAUCAACGAGGAGUUCAAGCACAUCGUCAAUUGCUCCAGAUUAAUACAGAUCUUCGUGGCAGGAUAUCAUCAGGUCCUGCUGUAUCGAUAUCAGCCCCAUUGAUAAACUCCACAGUUAAUACAGUGGGAGAAACGAGUUUGUUGUUUCCGGUUAACAGUUCUGCACAGGAAUUCAGGAUUUCACCAAAAAUCUUGAAAAAGCUCUGCGCCUGUUUUGAUCCUCCUAAUAAUAAAGGCAAUGAUUGGAGAAGGUUGGCCAAAGAAUUAGGAGUAGACAGGUAUUUGAAUUACUUUGCAACUAAAGCAAGCCCAACUGAACACAUCCUUGAUCUCUGGGAAGCCAAGCACCCAGAAUCCACAGCAUUAACCGAUCUUCUAAACUCGUGUAGAGUUAUGGGGCGUUAUGAUGCUUCAGUAGUCAUAGAAGAAGAAGCUGGACCAUGGCUUUGAAAAAAAAGAAAGAAAUUAUAACAAUUGUUAAGAUUUAUACUGCUACUUUCAAUUAAUAUUGAAGGACCUGCAUGUAGUUAGCUAAACAAUGGAACAUAGGGAGAAAGUAAACAAACUAAUGGACCGUGAUGUUGACUAACAACACAGUAUGGUGCCUCAUUUAUUUGCCCUAAACUUUAUCUAUAGAGGUCAAAACUAUGCAGACUUCUGUGCCAAGAAACACAAAAUAUGUAGGACAGUUCUGCGUGUAUUUGUCAUAAUUGUGGAUAACAAUAGCUUUUCUUUUUCAUUUGUUGUUGUAUAUAGUGUAAAGUAAUUGUAAAUGAAGACAUAUAAAUAUAUA